This is a messenger RNA of Penaeus chinensis, 3055 nucleotides long. Its product is annotated as UDP-glucosyltransferase 2-like. The record is from RefSeq and is a predicted model, not a curated record. The coding region runs from base 599 to 2197 and encodes 532 amino acids. Gene Ontology annotation, molecular function: UDP-glycosyltransferase activity. Lineage: Eukaryota; Metazoa; Arthropoda; Malacostraca; Decapoda; Penaeidae. The transcript is spliced from 5 exons.
CGAGUCGCUUCUACAGGUUGCCACUUCCUUUAUCGUCGCUGGCACGUUUGUGAGUCCGUGGCGAGCGGCGAGGGAUGCGGGCGGCAUUUUUGGUUCUGGUUUCCCCGUCUGGGUGGUUGUGGAGGGCGAGCGCCACAGAUAGGUUGACGAGCGGGCUAGGCAGUAGGUUGCUGGUUGCGUCCAGGACGACCGCGGGUUAGUGGGCAGCACAUAUCCACCUGGUCCAUGCCCGCGCCUCCUCCCCUUAUCUCACACACCGCUGCCACGCCGCCUCUGAUUACACUGCUCCCCGCCAUUCUGCUCCCCACAGCCGCCCUGACCUCACCUCACUCACGACACUGAGUCUCCACGUGACUCUCGUGCCGCCCGCGCCCCCACGCUCGCACUCCGCCCGUUUAAACCGCUCGCGGCAUCACCCUUGACAGUGCGGCCCGCAGUGACAUGUCCCCCUCCGUGUUCCACCUUAAUUGUGCCGGAUCGUCUACCUGACCUGCCAUUUUCGCGACUUAGAAAAGUUUUCGCCUCGCGCAAGUUGUGCAUGUUAACUACCUGUUGUAUCUUUACUUUACGUGCGGAUAAGCUAGUUUGUGUUUGAGCAAUGAAGGUCACAUGGUUCACGUUGACAGUGGUGGCUCUCCUGCUGUUAUGGUUCCCCGGACCUCCAACGACUUCGGCGGCCAAUGUUCUUAUGUUGACUCCAAUCGCUUCCCGGUCAGUUCGACAGUUGUUCUCGACGUUGGCGCGGGGACUCGUGGACAGAGGACACCAUGUCACGAUCGUGUCCUGCGGUGAACCUGUGCCUCAUCACCCUAACGUGACCCACGUGCUCACGCCUCACUCCGCCCUCGACCAGAUGGAUCUCUUCGAGGUGCGAGAGAGCGGGGCCGUUUUUAAGCUGUGGAUGAAGGCCUUUCCUGCCGUGGCUCGAGAGAUGUACACCGACAGGAAGGUUAUGGAACUGUGGCACCAUAGGACUGAUUUUGACGCUAUCAUAGUCAACAGUGCCGCUAACGAGAUGGCGUUCCCCUUCCUUCUCGACAUCAAGGUACCUUUCAUCACUCUGGCUCCCACCGGAACGGAGCCGCUACAACUGGCCUACCUCGGAAACUUCGUGUCGCCGGCUGCUCUGCCGUCAGUAGUUGUACAUUAUGACGACACACUCUCUCUAUGGGAGCGCCUCGUCAAUACCUUGGCGACGGUAGCUAUCAGGUAUUCUUUCCGGCGAACCGUCGGAUACCCCCUUGCGAAUGCCCUUCGAGAAUUCUUCCCUAAUCUUCCGGAUCCUUUUGAAAUCUACCCGAACCAAUCUCUCUCGCUGCUGAACCGCCACCACCUCCUCGACGGAGCGAUCCCUCUGCUGCCCAACCAAGUGGAGGUCGGGUGCAUGAACUGUCAGCCUGCCCGUCCGCUACCUGAGGAAGUCGCUGAGUGGCUAGAUGGCGCUGGCGAGGCGGGUGUCGUGUACUUCAGCUUGGGAUCCUUCCAGAAUGCGUCCAGGAUUCCGCCAAAGUAUCGCGAGGCGCUCUUCAAGGCCUUUGCGCGCCUCCCCCACCGCGUCCUGGUCAAGUUCAGCGACGAUGGCUCCGAAUUCCCGUCCAACGUCCGGAGCUUCACGUGGCUUCCGCAGCAGGAUAUCCUCGGUCACAAGUCCAUGCGGGUGUUCAUCACACACUGUGGAAAACACAGCGCGGCAGAAGCUCUUUACCAUGGAGUACCAAUAUUAGGCCUUCCUAUUACAUUUGACCAACCUCGCACAUGUGCUCGUAUGGCUCGCCGUCAGGAGGGCAUUGUUCUCCAAUGGGAAGAGCUUACAGUUGAAACCAUCGUCAAUUCUGUCUAUGAACUCACCAAUAACCACAAAUAUCGUGAUCGAGUGGUAGGUGUGUCAAGGCGGAUGAAAGCACAGAAGGAAACUGGACUAAACCGAGCAAUUUGGUGGGUUGAAUACAUCAUUGAUCAUGGGAAGGAUUUCCUCAGGUUUUCUGGUGCAGAGUUGAGUCUGUCUCAAUAUCUUCUUCUGGAUAUAUUGGGAAUCAUUGUUGUACUCACUGCAAUUAUUGGUGGGAUCUUCAUUUUCCUAGCACGUUCAGUUUUGAAAGUAUUUUGGCCAUCAAGUCUUUCAAAGGCUAUUCUGUCUACAGUUUUUACAUAUGUAGUGUACAAUUUAUUACUGUUGGUGCUAAUCACAUCUCAAUAGUACAGACAAAGGAAUAAUACAUGGUGACAUAUAAUUGUUUUAAACAUGUAGGUGGUUAGUGUGUGACAAACUAUGCAAAUGAAUGAAUGAAUAUCUUUGUGUCUGUGUGUGUGUGUGUGUGUGUGUGUGUGUGUGUGUGUGUGUGUGUGUGUGUGUGUGUGUGUGUGUGUGUGUGUGUGUGUGUGUGUGUGUAUUGUCCAGGUAUUGAUUUAAGGAUGAGUUAAUAAAUAGCUCGAAAACUAUCCUUGUUGAUUAAAAAUAUAUGAGUAUGAUUUCAGUUUGACUGGAUAUUACACUUGAUAGUGUGCAUUAACACGGGAAUUUUGUUCAAAUUCAGAAUCUGAAUCUGAAAUCAAGUAUAUGUACAAAUCAAAUGUAUAUGAUAGGCCAGACAUACUACUUAUACACAGCUGGUAAAUAUUACCGGGUACCUCAUGAACUUAAACAACAACUAAGAAUGAUGAUCAGGAAUAACUUUUAUUUUUUGACUGGUAUGUUUCUUCCUUAUAAAUGAGUGCUUAUAAAUGAAUGAAAGGUAGUGUGUUCAUAAAAACAAGAAAUUCUAUAAAAUAUUUUCAGUUACCAAUAUUUAGGAAAUAUUGAUUCAUGGCAAAUUACAUUAAUGUGAAAGUCAUUUUUGCUUCAUGUUUUUUAAUAGAAAUGUUUCUGCAUAAUAACUUCCUGAAUAUUUUGCAUGUAUUUUUAUGCAUCAUUGUCUACUCAGGACAAAACUUGUCCUUUUAUUAUUACAAAAAAAUAUGUUUAUUACUCAUCCCCCCUCUCUCUUUCUCUCUCUCUCUCUCUCUCUCUCUCUCUCUCUCUCUCUCUCUCUCUCUCUCUCUCUCUCUCUCUCUCUCU